This is a messenger RNA of Eriocheir sinensis (Chinese mitten crab), 528 nucleotides long. Its product is annotated as macrophage mannose receptor 1-like. The record is from RefSeq and is a predicted model, not a curated record. Lineage: Eukaryota; Metazoa; Arthropoda; Malacostraca; Decapoda; Varunidae. The transcript has 3 exons. The coding region runs from base 119 to 490 and encodes 123 amino acids.
GUUUCAAAUGGAAGUACUGUAGUUCAUAAGAAUUCACUUCCACAGCUGGGAUGACGAUCAACCCAACAACUCUGGAGACGUUCUGUGGGUAUUUGGCAACAGGGAGGACUGCGUAGAGAUGCGCCAGAAGGUUGACUAUAUGUGGCACGACGAACACUGUUACGAGGCCAGGCAGUUCCUGUGUAGUAUGGCACCUGAGAAAAUCACGACUACCACCACCGUCACUACCAAACCCGCCCCCGUGUGUGAGGAAGGAUGGGAGAUGUUUGAGGAAGCAAUCUGCUACAAGGCGAGCAACGCCGUGGCUUCAUGGCCCGAAGCACGCGACGCCUGUCUUACCCAAGGUGCCCAGCUGGCCGCCAUCACCUCAGAGGGACAACAGAACUUCCUGGCUGUUGAUCCGGUAUACUACGGUGCGGCACACUAUCUCCCUCCUGAGACUUACUACAAGCAAAGUUCCCGACCUGUAAAUGACCAGAGCAUAUUGUAACGCCAUAAAAAAACGCAAAAUUACCGUACACGUACAGG